Messenger RNA from Penicillium coprophilum, 261 nucleotides. RefSeq lists its product as uncharacterized. Bases 1 to 261 code for a protein of 86 amino acids. The transcript has a single exon. The record is from RefSeq and is a predicted model, not a curated record. NCBI's taxonomy places the organism in Eukaryota, Fungi, Ascomycota, Eurotiomycetes, Eurotiales, Aspergillaceae.
AUGGCAUUUCCACACCGGCUCUACUGGCUCUCAAAGCCGUCGCCAUUUGCUACUCUUCGGCAGCCUCGACUGUGUCCAAGCGCGACAGGCCGGUUGGUGACAUACAACAUCACUUCCGAGAUGCAGUGCCCACUGUUCGACCAGCUGCGUUGGUGCUUUGAACUGGAUUUUAUGUGUGGAUACCAAUCCACAUGGGGUCUUCAAGAUCAUACCAAAGAUGGAGAACAGCUCUUUCAGGAGAGCGAUGAUGCGUCACGCUAG